Messenger RNA from Mycena citricolor, 4447 nucleotides. The record is from the annotation of a GenBank genome assembly. Lineage: Eukaryota; Fungi; Basidiomycota; Agaricomycetes; Agaricales; Mycenaceae.
CCCGAGACUUGAGUCCAAUCGACAGGGUGAGGUUCUGCCAUCUAUUUCCGGACGUGUGAGAAUAGGGAUUCGAGUCGAUGGAUGCAUUUGGAGAUUCGGCGUAGAUUCCUCCGCAGCUGAUUUGUACGUGAGAGGUAUAAAAGACGCGGUGCAAGCGGGUCAGAAGGACUCGGCUUUUCUCGAGGAAGACCAAGUCGUCGAUAUCUGCAUCGGAUGGCCCUCCCUUGUUUGAUUGAGGGAGAGAAAGACACAGAUCGCUCAGAUCGUCACUCUGGUGAAGAGGUAACGUUCAGGAUGUCCGGACUCGAGACUACUCGAGACUAGCGACUCUUGGCAAUUCCCAGUGGAUCACGGCUGCGUGCCGACAUCAGCACGUGAUACUUGUGCGCUGCCUCGGGAAUCUACGACUUGGGAUCCUAUCAAAGUGUUUCACAGUGGCGAGAAACCUCCUCGCCCACUAUGCCUCCCAGAAAGAAAGCAGGAAUAAAUCCCAAGCAAAGCAAGCAGCAAUCCUUAUUAGACCACUUUAUUAAACGUCCUGCGUCCUCCGUAUUUCAAACAAUGCCAUGUGUCGAACACGACGGAAGCUCGAAAGAUGAGGCUCAACGCGCUGUACCAGAUUCGAGACAAGAGACCAGAGGUCGAAUUGAAUUGUCCGCCAUCGAGACUGCCAAUGUUGUCGACCUAGUUCCUCCCGAGUCGUCCAGUCCCAUCGAAAUACUCGAUGUUACAGACACAGAAGAGCAAGAAAUCCCCUCCCUACCUGCAGAAACCAGACAUACUGCCUCUGCAGCAUCCACGCCUCCUAGAACGCGUGUCAGCGAAAGCAUCAGAACCGACUCUUUUAUCAUAGAUCUCACGACGCCUGAUCCUUUGAGGGUGUCAAGGCCAAAUCAUGACAUCUUCGCUCCUCGACGGAAAACUGCAACGGCUUCGGAGGCGUUGCCUGCUUUGGCUCCGACCAAACCGAGCUCAGGGUCUCUCCGGAAAUCAACGACCGAUUCUCAUCGUCGACCAUUCCUUGCAAAGGCCGAAAUGAUCACACCAGCCCCCAACAAAGAAAACCAGCAUGUGAGAGGACAUCAGUCUCACUUCGUUACCACUGCAGCAGAUCUGCGCGGGACGCCGAAAAUCUGUGAUCCCUACCCGAUAACGCCGAUUUCUCUUUCGAGAGAGGUUGACGACCGUGAAUGGCAUACGCCUCCACCUUCGGAAACAGAUAUUGCAUUCUCGGAGAAGAAAAUUCUAGAAAGCAUUCCAUCUGUCCACCAAACCGAGCAUCCUGUUAUCCAACGAACCUGCGGUUACCGUGAGGGUCUCGCUGGGGCAGACCGGCUGUGGAGUGACGUCUGGCGGCCACUGGUCGCUGACGAUGUAUUGGGCAACGAGGACGAGGCCAGGUAUCUGAGAAAUUGGCUGCAAGCACUCGAAGUCCGGUCGGAACACCAGAAAAAAGAAGACGGUCCACGCGCUAAACGUCCACAAAUCAUCCGAACUGUCUCCCGGCCUCGCAAAAAGCGAAGAUUGACUCCGGACGAUAAUGGCUUCGUUGUUAGCGAUGCUAGCGACUACGCCUGGGAACCUGAGCCAGCAGGGGCAGACGACGAUGACUUCAUCCCCACGUCCGAUGCAGUGUUCGGCGCUGGUUCCAAGAGUGAUCUCAUGGGCAACACCAUACUGAUUACGGGACCACCUGGCUGCGGCAAAACCGCUGCCGUGUUCGCAUGCGCGGAUGAACUAGGAUGGGACGUCUUCGAGGUGUAUCCGGGUAUCGGGAAAAGGAACGGUGCUAGUCUCGAGGCCCUGAUCGGGGACGUUGGCAAGAACCACCUUGUUCGUCGAGCAGACCACGAGACUCGUACCGGCGAUCCUGAUGCCGCAGGCCUGGGACAAAAUACUCCGCGCCAAUCACUCAUCCUGCUGGAAGAAGUCGAUAUUCUUUUCAAGGAAGAUCAUGCCGUCGAUCUUCUGUCAUUCGUGGAUGCUUACAACACGCGACGUGAUGCACAGUGUCCAACGGCGCUGGCCUCGGCCGAAUUACAGUCAUCUGGGGAUGAAGAGACAGGUCAUUCACUGCUUGUAGAUGCGCUAUCGGAUGGUUUCGGGUCUUACAACUGGGAUGAACGGAUCAGGGAUACUCUUCUGGAUGUGACACAUGGAAUUGGGUGGGCUGCGGACCCGUCGCCGUGCUCCGAUUAUCUGCGGCUGGUCCGUGACUGGGCGAAUGACAAGACGUUGGCAAUUGGAGUCAUGGCCCGCCCUACGGUCCACUUGGAUUACAUACCCUGGGCCCGACACAUCGUUGCCGGGGAGGACAUGCAGGCCGAGGCCCAGGCCAGUCUCCCCGUCGUCGGGAGAGGCACGCGAAACAGUACACGACGAUUUUAUCGCAACUUGGAGCUCGAUGAGCCGCAGCGGCAUCUGCUGCAUGCGACAGCGCUCGAAGCUUGCAAUUAAUCAAUCCUAUUUGGGCUCUUACACGUGUCUUGAUUUUGAUUUUGGCGUUGUAUCGUGUUAGUAGAGUUACCAACGUUAGUUUCCCUGUGUACGCGGGAUUCUGAGAUCUCUCGUGUUGCAUAGAUCUUCUUGCUGUCCAACUGCCGUCAUUCUCGCUUCUGUUCCCACUACUUCAUUGGACGCCGCCGGGAACGUCCCGUUCAACCUUUAUCCAUGGCCACGGGCUCCCUCAAGCAGUCACACCACGGCCUGGCCAAUAAACCCUCCUCAAGGCAUUCCUCAGUCGCACCACUGCGACCCCCUGUGAGCCAGGGAUCGGACGAGGCCAGCCUGGCUCCCCUCGAGUUUCUCCAGAAUCAGCGUCGCGGAUCUAUAACAGACCCGUUCCUGCACGCUACACCCCGCCAGAGCAUCAACUCCCAGUUCUUUCGCCAGGACAAAAACAAUCCCUCAGAACCCCGACCCGCUUCACCGUACGUCUUUGGAUCGGCCGGCCAUGGGGAUGGAUCCCAUCUUCGGAAGCUCUUACGAUCUCCCUCCCCCAAUUCUCGGGAUACUGUGCUUUCGAGUGCUGGGAGUUUCCGUGGCUCAGGAACACCGAAGAAUGACACCUCAGACGCCAUGAACGUCGACGCCAUUGAGCAGCAUCCACCGACUGCACCCCAUCCCGCCCGAGCGAAGCUCAUGUCUCACGAAUCCCACACACCCUUCGACUACACCAUGAGACGGCAUUCCAUUGCCGUCGGACAAGACACGCACACGCGGUCGCCGUCUCGCCUGGGCGCACCCCAGGGACUCAAACGCAAAAUGUCUGCCGAUCCUUCCGCCUUUCCCGCAGUGGGCGAGGAAGGCGAUGUCCAGCAUGGAGGAGCUGGAGCAUCGGGCGGAAUGGACGUCGAUUCCGAGGCACCGGCGCCUAAGCGCCGUGGCUCGGCCAUCGACACACAGCGUAUCGCCCAACUAAGCCUCAAUGAUCGACGUGACUCACUGGACGCGCGUGGCUCUCAGUGGCGGUCGCCAAAUGACAGGCGAAGCUCCACCUCGUCGAUGUUCUCGAGCGUAUCCAGUGUCGGCGGCUAUAGCUCGCGUUUUUCCGAGAAUGAGUCGCCGCACGGACGUCCACCGCCCAGCAUAGCCUCGUUUUCUUGGCCUUCCCGUCCUUCUGAUUCACCGGGUGGAUUCUACAACGAGACAGAUGGCAGUCUGCCUGCAGCUUCUAAGAGCAAAGAAUCUGGGAUUAUCGUGGUCCCUCCCAUAAAUUUCCCUCCCGACCGGCGAAUGUCCAUCACGGACUCAUUGAGUGGACCGUCGGUCAAACAUCAGCGCUCCCGUUCGCCACGCCAGAAACCAAUGCGGAAGCUUCUAGCCAUGGUUCGCCGGACGAUUCCAGUCCUCCAACAACGGCUAAAUUGGGACCUAAGGAAAUCGGGACAGCACCGUACUCGCGGUCUCCUGAACUUCGCGUCUCGCAUAAGUUGGCCGAACGGAAAAGACGCAAGGAGAUGAAGGAGUUGUUCGACGAGUUGCGGGAACAGCUCCCCGCUGACCGCGGUCUCAAGGCAAGCAAAUGGGAGAUUCUGAGCAAAGCCAUCGACUUUGUUGCGCAGCUAAAACAAAGCCACCAAGAUAUGGCGCACGAGAUUGAGGUCCUGAGACGCGAGUUGGACACGUUCCGGCCGGGAUCGUAUCCCCCGCUGGCGAUUCCCCCGCAUGGAUUCUCGCAGUCGUCCAGCAGCAACGGCCCGGUCCACUCACCGUCACGUCCAAGCUCUUCCCAAAAUUCGUACUCCUCGACCGAAAAUGGCAGUCCACGUAGACGUGAAGAUUCUCUCAGUUAACCAUGUAUUCCUUUGUGUUGAACGUUUUUGUUGUGCGGACCAUUUGGAUGUGUAUGUACUUACUUUGACUGUCUAUGUAGGUAGGGUAGACAGACAUACAGAUCAAUGUAUGGGCCAGAGAACUAGAACAGCCCGAGUUAGUGAGAAAUGCA